AUGAAGACUCCGAGCUGGGUACACAAGAGACUGUCGAGUCGCCCGUUAAUGACACGGAUUCCAUUCCGAAUGGAGGGACGAAAGCAUGGAUCCAAGUUAUUGGAUCCUUUUUCAUCUUCUUCAACACAUGGUGAGUAUCAUAAUUGCACGGGAAUCAUCAACACGUUUGGCGCUUACCAGACAUACUACGAGUCCGGCGAGCUGUUCACCGCAUCAUCCUCCAGCAUAUCCUGGAUAGGCGCCAUCCAGUCCUCGUUCUUGCUGCUUCUCGGCAUAAUCACUGGUCCACUCUACGAUGCGGGCUACUUCCACACCCUUGUCUACGGCGGCAUUCUCCUGUUGAACAUUGGACAGAUGAUGCUGAGUCUCUGCACCAAGUACUACCAAGCGCUGCUCGCUCAAGGCUUCUGUAUCGGUAUCGGGGCUGGGACCGCGUACAUCCCCGGUGUCGCCAUCUUGUCGGGCUACUUUACCACCAAUCUGGCCAUUGCCAACGACAUGAACAGGACUGACUUCGCAGGCGGCAUCCUGUACCCCAUCAUAUUCCACAGACUGCUGGAUCGCAUCGGCUUCGCGUGGACCGUUCGCGCGCUGGGCUUUGUCAUGUUCGCCACGUCCGCGAUUCCGCUAAUCAUCUUCCGGCCGCGGCCCAAGCCUCCAACAAAGCGAAAGUUGGUGGACCUGUCGGCGUUCAAAGAGCCCGCCUACACGUCGUUCGUCAUCGGCGCAGCCAUGACGGCCAUUACCAUCAACAUUCCGUUCUACUACAUCCAGUACUACGCAAUCAGCAACAGCAUCGCCUCCCGCGAGCUGGGCUUUUAUCUCCUCUCCGUUAUGCUCACAGGCUCGUUCUUCGGGCGCGUGCUGCCGAACCUGCUCGCCAACAGGAUCGGCCCGUUCAACAUCAUCUUCAUCUGCACCGUCAUGUCCGGGUGCCUGUGCCUGGCGUUUGUCAACAACUUUAGCCUCGCGGGCGUGACGGUUGCGGCGACGCUGUUUGGCUUCUUCUCGGGGGCGUACGUCUCGCUGCCGCCGACAUGCUACGUGCGGCUGUCGCCCACGCGCAGCGUCGUGGGGACGCGGAUGGGCAUGGGGUUUGCCAUUGCCAUGAUUGGCAACUUGCUCGGGCCUCCGUUGGCGGGCCUUAUUCUGAGAGAGAAGGGAUGGAAUUCGAUGUGGAUCUUUGCGGGGGCGUCGUCGAUGGUUGGGGCGUGUGGGAUGAUGGCGAGUCGGAAUAUUCAGGGGCAGUGGAAGCUGCUCGCCAAGUUAUAG
This is a messenger RNA of Purpureocillium lilacinum, 1272 nucleotides long. NCBI's taxonomy places the organism in Eukaryota, Fungi, Ascomycota, Sordariomycetes, Hypocreales, Ophiocordycipitaceae. The record is from RefSeq and is a predicted model, not a curated record.